UUUACCGGACUCACUCCCUGUCUUUCUCCUUCCAAGGCAUGCCUGGAGAGAAUGAGAAACAGCCGGGACAGGCUCCUGAACAGAUACCGCCAGGCUGGAGGCAAUAUGCCAAGGAGAUCUCAGAACACCCUUCUGGUGCAGGAGGUGAUGGAAGAAGAGUGGAGUGCUUUGCAGUGUGUGGACAGCUGUCCAGAGGUCUCGACCCAGUUGGAGGAGCUGUUGGACGUGACUGUGCUCGAGGAAAACCAGCAGGAGAUGGCUGACCAAGAGUGGUGCAUCCUCAGGGAGUACGAGAAGAGCCUGCAGUUCGAUGAGAAGUGUCUCAGCGUCAUGCUGGCCGAGUGGGAGGCAAAUGCCCUCAUCUGUCCCGUGUGCACAAAGUCCAACGUGAGCGUGUCGGGCGGUGUGGUCGCGUGUCCGUGUGGCCUGUACCUCCCCUCGCACGUGAGUGUCCCCCUUCCCACGGGCGUCUGCUUGCUGGAGGCCCCUUCGCUGGCGCUGCUGGAGCCGGUGGUGCACGUUUGCUCCCGGCGGCCCGGCCGCCUCGCCCCGGUGGCUGCGCUCGAGACCUUUACAGCGGGAACACCGGUCCCUGGUCUUCCCGCAAAGUUCCCACGUGGGAAGACACAACGAGUGGCCCUAAGUGGCGGGACGGGGCCUGAACGUUGGCGGCGGCGAAGGGUGACGCCGAGCGGGCGUUUCGGCUCCGCCCGGGGACACGAGGGGCUGGCGCUCAGCAGGCAGCCUGCCACGUCACCCUCAGCACACCCCGAGCUCGUGGAGCUCGCUCCUGCAGGACUCUGGCACCGUCCGCUCCGACCCAAUCCAGAUGCUCAUCCACUGCAGCCCGUGGCUCAAUCUGCGAAUACUGACUGA
Leptonychotes weddellii (Weddell seal) is the source of this 876-nucleotide messenger RNA. The record is from RefSeq and is a predicted model, not a curated record. Lineage: Eukaryota; Metazoa; Chordata; Mammalia; Carnivora; Phocidae.